ACCUUUUUUCUUUUUAUUUAGUUGAUGGGGCGCUAGUGCGUGUAGUGCAUGUGACAGCAACAACUUUUCAAAUUUUUACUAGAUUGAGCAUUGCUUAAUCAACAAGUAGGAGCAAAUGGAAACGAAAAAACAAUUGGUAAAAUUUUAGAUGAUCAAAAGUUGAAGACUUUAUCAGGAAACAAAAACAGCAAUGCACAAAAUGAAUUGAACACAUUAUUGCUUAAGGCUUUGCCACAUUCUAACCAGAUUGUUUUCACUGAGAGCCAUGCCAAUGAACCAUGGCCACGGCCAACAAUCCAGAAGGUGGUAUAAACUAUGCUUUGUUCCCACAAGUUCAGAUAGUUCAGAUGAUUCUGAUACAGAAUCUGUAGUCAUAGCUCCAAGUACUCCAACUCAAACUAGUACAUGGCAACAGUCUUCUCCACCGUAUUUGCCACCAUCACCACCAAAUCCAGAACCUCAAAUCAACUGGAGUUUUCCUCCACCGCCGCCGCCACCGCCUUCUUUUUUUCUACUGUCACCACCAUUAGUGCGAUUACAGUUCCAGGCUACAAAUCUAGAACCUCAAAUCAACAGGCAUUCUCCACCACCACCGCCGCCACCUCCACCUUUUUCUCUACUGUCACCACCAUUAGUGCGAUCACAAUUCCAGGCUACAAACCCAGAACCUCAAACUAACUGGCAGUCUUCACAGCAACCGCCACCGCCGUCACCACCACUGGAAAGAUGGGAUGAAAUGUUUCCCCUUAUGGAUAAUGUUUCCCCUUCAGUGAUUGAGCAAAGACAUCCCGAAGAUGAUCAAAGUGUGUGCCUUCGAAUUCCAGACAGCGUCAUCAAUGCCAUUCGCAGAGUGAGAAUUUCAGAGUUGCAUGAAAGAGAUAAACUCUCUCACUGUCCCAUUUGCAUGGAGGAGUUUAAACUGGAUGACAAAGCAUGUCAGUUACCCUGCAAACAUACCUACAAGUUCGAAUGCAUUCUUCGUUGGCUUAACAGCAACAAAACAUGUCCCAUUUGCAGGCUUCGGUUAGAUGGUUGGGAAGGACAGGGUAGUUCUUAUAACAUAGGUGAUGAUGAUGACAAUAAUAGUUUGGACCUUGAACCUCCAAUUCUACCACCAGUAAUUAUAACUAAUAGCUUGGAAGACCUUUUGCAAUUUUCUCCACAUUCACAAGUUACUGAGGAUGUUGGAGGUGACAACUCUGCAGAUGAAGCCGAGUAUGACAGCGCAUGCGACUACUUAGGUGAUUCUUAUGAAGAUGGAGAGAUAGUUAGUAGUAAUUAUCAAAGUAAUCGUAGUUCACAAAUUUAACUAUAUUUGAUUCUAGUGGUUUUGGCCAAGGGUACAAGUAAUUUCCUACUUUUGAUAAUGAGAUUUCUCAAUUCUAGUGCGAAUAAAUGAGGAAUACAGGAAAUAUUGUAUCAGAAAAUCUGUCUACGAUUGUGAAUAGACUUGAAAUAUCUUUCACUAAA
Molecule: messenger RNA, 1470 nt
Organism: Cicer arietinum (chickpea)
Lineage: Eukaryota; Viridiplantae; Streptophyta; Magnoliopsida; Fabales; Fabaceae
Biological process (GO): protein ubiquitination
Cellular component (GO): cytoplasm
Molecular function (GO): ubiquitin protein ligase activity
Source: RefSeq, a predicted model, not a curated record